AUGGGAUGCUAGAGACUGACUGAAAGUUGUAGUGUGUGUGUGUGUGUGUGUGUGUGUGUGUGUGUGUGUGUGUGUGUGUGUGUGUGUGUGUGUGUGUGUGUGUGUGUGUGUGUGUGUGUGUUGUCCUGUAGUGUGGCUCUGAUUGGCUGAUUGAUUUACACACAGCGAGACUCAAAGUUUACAUCCCACUCAUGAGUUCUUUCCAUCGUCACCAUAGCGACCGGCGACCUUGGCGGCAGCGACAGUUUCUUCAUCAUGUUUUGAGACUUUUGAUCUCAGUGUAUAUAUAAAGUGUGUGUGUGGAGAGAGAGCUUGUUACCGUAGCAACCAGGAUGCAGGUGUCCAUAGCGUGUAACGUUGGUGGGGGUGGUGGCGGCGGGGGCGACCAUCCGAUGAAGGAGCGGCGGGCGGCCAUGAACUCCAGCAACGCCCUCGCAAGUCUGACGAAGGUCAGGGCGGAGCCGUCAAACAGGCACACCCUGCUAGGCCACGCCCACAUGAAGGAGGCCAUCGGCCGUCAUAGCAACAUGAAGUACAG
Labrus bergylta (ballan wrasse) is the source of this 538-nucleotide messenger RNA. The record is from RefSeq and is a predicted model, not a curated record. NCBI's taxonomy places the organism in Eukaryota, Metazoa, Chordata, Actinopteri, Labriformes, Labridae.